GACUGAUACCUUUAUGUUGACUCCUACUGAUGAGGAAAGUGACCACCAGCUCCUCUCUCACAACUCUCAUGUAGCUGAGAGCCAAGAUCAGAAAGGAGGCAAGCAUGGAGACUCAGGCUCAACUAGAACUGCAGAGCCAAAUCAACAGAGUCUACAUCACGAAAGCACAAGUCACAGUAACAAUGUAGACAACCCUCACCUGUCAGAGAUGCACUGUGAUACUCACACAGGUAAACAGCCUUUCAAAUGUGACACAUGUGGAAAAGACUUUAAGUAUAAAUCAUUACUAGAGACACAUCUGAGAACCCACACAGGAGAGAAGCCGUAUUCUUGUAAAACAUGUGGGAAAAGAUUUACUCAGAAAUCAGCAUUGAACUAUCAUAUAAGUAUCCACACAGGUGAGAAGCCAUAUUCUUGUAAAACAUGUGGGAAAGGAUUUCCUCAGAAAUCAGCAUUGAACUAUCAUAUAAGAACCCACACAGAUGAGAAGCCAUAUUCUUGUAAAACAUGUGGGAAAGGAUUUACUCAGAAAUCAGCAUUGAACUCUCAUAUAAGAAGCCACACAGGUGAGAAGCCGUUUGCAUGCAAAGAAUGUGGGAGAGCUUUCAGAUUUAAUUGUAACUUGAAAGUCCACAUGAGAACCCACACAGAUGAGAAGCCGUUUGCAUGCAAAACAUGUGGGAGAGCUUUCAGAUUUAAUGCUAACUUGAAAGGCCACAUGAGAACCCACACAGAUGAGAAGCCAUUUGCAUGCAAAACAUGUGGGAGCGCUUUCAGAAUGAAUGGUCACUUGACACGCCACAUGAGAAUCCACACAGGUGAGAAGCCAUAUUCUUGUAAAACAUGCAAAAAGAAAUUCCAGCGUAAUGAUAAAUUGAAAGUCCACAUGAGAACACACAUGGGGGGAAAAGCUGCAUCACUGCAGCACAGAGGGUCCAGAGAUUAAAGAGUAACAGGAGGAACUAAAAGGAGUUUGACACUCUUGACUUCAGGGUUACACUCUGUAAUAAGUGUUGGGUUACACACUAUUUCUACACACUACCUCAGCAAUGAGGUCACUGAGGUUAUUUCUUCGUUAGAGGAAGAUUGUCCGUCUGUUUUGGGUUAUUGGAUAUUGCAUCACUGCAGCACAGAGGGUCCAGAGAUUAAAGAGUAACAGGAGGAACUAAAAGGAGUUUGCUGCUGUGAUAGAGGACAUGGCUGGUGGGAUGCUGGGCUUCAGAAGCUGGUGUGUAAUGCAUACUGGUACAUGCAGGCAGUCCCUGCACGGCUCCGCGUGUAGGAGAACUCAGCUUUAGGAUUCAGGGGGACCUAUUGGCAGAAAUGGAAUAUAGUAUUCAUAACUAUGUUUUCUUUCGUCUAUAAUCACCUGAAACUAAGAAUCGUUGUGUUUUCAUUAGAUUAGAAUGAGCCCUUCAUAUCUACACUGAGCAUGGAUGAUUGUAGCAACACUGUUCACAUAAUGUGUUAUACUGCUGCACAUUGUUUGAAGACUGACUGUGACAGAACAUAUUGCUGGAAAGGCCAGAAGAUAUAGAAGCUUAAAGAGAACGCAUUCAUAUCACACAUGUUAGUUACCAAGGUAGAAUGGUGCAUCACAUUUUACGGUUUGUAAAUAAUGAAUGUUUGUAUACAUUGUCUUGAAGAGAUGCUGUCAAGUAAUUUCUUUCUAAAUGGUGCAAACAUAUUGUGAUAAAACAAAAUGUAAUCCGAUCAAAUGUUAACGUUCAUUAAUAUUUUCUUAUUUGUUUUUUCAUUUUAAAUUUUGUAAAUGCAUUUGUAUGAACAUGGAGAUAAUGGUAUGCGUUG
Cottoperca gobio is the source of this 1809-nucleotide messenger RNA. Its product is annotated as gastrula zinc finger protein XlCGF8.2DB-like. NCBI's taxonomy places the organism in Eukaryota, Metazoa, Chordata, Actinopteri, Perciformes, Bovichtidae. Gene Ontology annotation, biological process: regulation of transcription by RNA polymerase II. The transcript has a single exon. The record is from RefSeq and is a predicted model, not a curated record. Gene Ontology annotation, molecular function: DNA-binding transcription factor activity, RNA polymerase II-specific; RNA polymerase II cis-regulatory region sequence-specific DNA binding. The coding region runs from base 14 to 946 and encodes 310 amino acids.